AUGGUCAUCGUCGAUCGCCUGUCAAAAAAGAAACGGUUUAUCCCGAUAAGCGAGAUCACCGCGCCCGAAGUAGCUACGACCUUCCUCGAAUACGCUAUACUACUUCCUAUCGCCGAGUUUGAAUCGAAUUCUAGCAAGAAUAUAAGCACUAAUAUAACUCCGUUUAAGUUGACCAAAGGUUAUAUACCCCGAGCUAGCUUUAAACCUCCGAUAAGCGAUACUGAGCCUAGGAACAAAGAAGUAAGAGAUACUAUAACCAUGAAAGACGAUCACGUAUACCUCGAUACUCGCUUCCUAAAGUUAUCCCGACCAUCGAAAGGGUUGGACCUAAAGCAUAUUGGACCUUUCAAACUCCUGUACCUCGACGACGGGAUACCUCUCCCCGGUCAAAAUAUACCUCCCGCUCCCGCUAAGAUCGUUAACUGUAGGUUCAAUAAGAAGAAUAAAGAUAAGACCUCCGGGAAGAAAGGUACUCUACAGUAUAAAGCUCAUUAUAAGGGCUAG
Eremomyces bilateralis CBS 781.70 is the source of this 504-nucleotide messenger RNA. RefSeq lists its product as uncharacterized. The coding region runs from base 1 to 504 and encodes 167 amino acids. The transcript is spliced from 6 exons. The record is from RefSeq and is a predicted model, not a curated record. NCBI's taxonomy places the organism in Eukaryota, Fungi, Ascomycota, Dothideomycetes, Eremomycetales, Eremomycetaceae.